GUGCCAAACAACAUAAAAUAAUGGAACUGGAGCCCAAGAUAUGUCACAAAAUACAUCGAGCACAUUUUUCAAGAAUGUUUCAUCAGGAUGAUAGGAGAAUUUCAGAAACCAGUUUUCUAGAGCCUUAUCUACCGCGAAACUAUCACUCACUUGGCUUUUGGCGUACAGAGAUGUGUUAUUAAGCGAUUUAAAUAUGAUUCUAUAAAAACUAGGAUUGUACUCGAGACGAAAGAAUGCAUCAGCACAUAUCAGGUUCACGAUCCCCCACUUGACAACUUGGCUCGAUUCGUGACUCAUCAAUCUUUGACAUAAACAUGUCAACCAAAUGUCCUUCAGGAGUUCCUCCCCAAUAACACUAUUUAUUACAGAUAGUUUGACAACACUCGGAAGAAUUGGGGUUAUUAGAUGAAGUUGCUUCUCUUCUAAUACCUCAAGAACUAUAAUUAUGUCUUUCCAAAUCUCUUUCAAAUGGGAGACUUGGUUAUCAUUCCAAACAAAAUAACUACACUUGAAUGAUAACGAAUUAACUUCUAAAAAGUCAACAGAUCUCUUCAAAAGAUACAAAGCUUUCUUGCGGUGGAAUGCUAGAGGAUCUGUUAGUCCACUGUAAAUAAUAUACCAAAACUGUUCUUCAGUUACAAGUGAAAAACUAUUUUUCUCCAAAGAAAUAUAAUAUUGAGCUAGCAUACAUAAAACUGUUAUUACUUUCGAAAGACUUUGCUCGUCGUGGCAUUUUUGAAUAUCAGUUUUAUUGCUGGCAUUUUGCAAGGAUAACCAUAUUUCUUCUAAAAUUUUAUUUGAAUUGCAAUAGCUUAUAAAAUUAGGAAUGAUGUAGUGUAGCACAACACAUAAAACAUCAUUAUCGCUGCAUAAUAUAGCACUUUUGAAUAUUCUUUCAAGACGAGCAAAAGAGUUACAUUGAAUAUUCUUAGCUUUAAGAGUUUUUAAAACAAUGUCUAUUGCGUAAAAUGUAAACAAAUUAAUGUCAGUUUUUCUUGCAGUUUGGGAUGUGAAAUCCACAAGUACAAGCUCUAUAAACCCAUUCACUGUUUCGAUAAUAUCAUCAUUGUUUAUGAGUCGCAGCAGGAUUUUGCAAAGCUCUAAUAAUGUGGAGCUAUCAUUAGCUGGGACCAAACCCAGUUUACCAUAUUUCAGAAGUUCAUUCAAGAUAAUCUUCAACUUGGAGGAUGAUUUUACAGGUGUGAAUUCGCUUGAGUCGAUAAAAACUAAAACUGAUUCAAAGUUUUUCUUCACAGUAGAUACGUCUGGAGAUCUUGUUUGUAAGUAUUUUUCAAGUUUUGAAAUUAACACACCUAUAUAAUUAUCUAGCGAUUCAGAAAUCAGUUCCUCUUUGCUAUUUUGGUGCACAGACAUUUUUACAAUCAGUUUGAAAACAACUACUCAUCAAAUAAAUUUGGAAUAUUAAAAAGGCAAUGUAAAUUGAUACUUAUUUCCCACAUGCCGGUGGUCCUCAGAUUAUGACUUGAAAGUUGAAGUAUAAGUUUAAAUUACUGAAAACACUAAAAAAGCUUGCAAGAAAUAUGAAUGAUUUAUAAACAUAACCUCAAAAGUGAAACGUGAACAUGAUCCUGUAGUCUGCCUUCUGCGUUUGCGCAGAAUCUCCUCUAGAAAAACAAAAAACGUCAACUCUCUCAGUUGAUUAAGUUUGGUUUGACGAUUUCAGCCUUCUUUCAAAACAAAUUUUUCUUAUACGUAAAAUGUUGUUACAUUUUUAAGUGAACAAAGUAUUGUAUGGAAAUUUUGUUACUUGUGGGAUAUUGCAGUCACAAAAGAUCUCAGAUUUUGCUGCCAACUUCUUUGAAAAAUGUCAGACUGUGCGGAAACAGAUGAAAGCAAUAAAUAUGUUCCAGGAGAGAAUCAAGAUGACCUUAUACUGCAACAGCAUAGGAAAAUCGAACAAGAGAUAUCAGAAUCAAUUGCCCUAAUAGGCAACAAGGAAGCCCUGUCAAGCCUUGAGAAUGAGUACUCUGAUGACGACAUUUAUAGACAGAAAGUACAGGAUCUCUCAAAUAAGUAUAAGAGCGUAAGAAGAACCCGUCCCGAUGGAAACUGUUUCUUCCGUGCGUUUGCCUUUGCGUACCUUGAAUCAUUGCUGGACAAUCAACAGGAUUACGCCAAAUUCAAAGAAACUGCUUCCAGCAGUAAAGACUGGUUAAUAAAUUUGGGAUUCCCUCAAUUCACGCUAGAAGACUUUCAUGAUACAUUCAUGGAAGUGGUUAAUGUAGUGGGUAACGGCCCAUCCGCCUGUGAUGAACUGUAUAAACUAUUCAACAACCAGGGCUAUUCAGACUAUGUUGUGGUCUACCUACGACUGAUUGCUUCAGGCCAGUUGCAGAAGGAAUCCGAAUUCUAUCAGAAUUUCAUCGAAGGAGGCCGAUCCGUCGUUGACUUUUGUCAUCAGGAGGUCGAGCCGAUGUUUAAAGAGAGCGAUCACAUCCACAUAAUAGCACUGAGUUCCGCGCUGAACGUGGGCGUGCGGGUGAGGUACAUGGACCGCGGUGACUCGGCAGAGGUCAUUGCGCAUGACUUCCCCGAGGGCAGCAAAGUCACCGUUCACCUCCUCUAUCGGCCCGGUCACUACGACAUUCUCUAUCCAACUACAUCCUCCUGAAAAUAACUUUGCCUCAAUAGCUUUAUCUACAAAUAAAAGUAUUACGGGGGAAUGAAUGUUCAGCAAACCUUUCCACUGAACUUGACAACCGGUUGCGUCAAAACAAUUCUGUUAUGCUGAAUUUAAGUUCUCAAUUAGAAUGUUUUGUAUUCAAUCGAAAUUAGGACCUAACUAAUGUAGAUUCCAUUAGGAUCUACCCUAUUCAAGUAUGUAAAAUUUUAGCUUUUUCAAUGAUAGUCAAUCGAACUUUCAUCAAUAUCAUUCUUCAGUUUAAACUUUCCAUCCUUUUUUUGCAAAGCUAUUCAAGAGAUUCCAAUUAUAUAGCGAAAUAAUCUUGUGCUGACACCAUUUUGAAUUUCUUAUAAAACAAUAAAAUGAAAUUGCAAUAUG
This is a messenger RNA of Nilaparvata lugens (brown planthopper), 3022 nucleotides long. RefSeq names its product ubiquitin thioesterase otubain-like. Gene Ontology annotation, molecular function: ubiquitin binding; cysteine-type deubiquitinase activity. The record is from RefSeq and is a predicted model, not a curated record. NCBI's taxonomy places the organism in Eukaryota, Metazoa, Arthropoda, Insecta, Hemiptera, Delphacidae. The coding region runs from base 1826 to 2632 and encodes 268 amino acids. Gene Ontology annotation, biological process: protein K48-linked deubiquitination. Gene Ontology annotation, cellular component: nucleus. The transcript has 8 exons.